CCCCCCCGGUGCCCGCGGCGCCAUGGCGGAGGCGGCGGGAGCGGCGCUGCUGGGCGGUGGGAGCGAGCGGCGGUGCCGGGCGCGGCUGGCGGCGGCGGCGGGGCGGCGGGGGGGGGCGGCGGCGGCGGCGGCGGCCGUGCUGGUGCCGCUGUGCUCGGUGCGCGGCCGCCCCGCGCUGCUCUUCACCCUCCGCUCCCGCCGCCUGGGCGGCCCCCACAGCGGCGACGUCAGCUUCCCCGGGGGGCGGCGCGACCCGGCGGACGGCGACGCGGUGGCCACGGCGCUGCGGGAGACGCGGGAGGAGCUGGGGGUGGCGGUGGCGGCACCGAGCGUCUGGGGGCAGCUGCGGCCGCUGCCCGACCGGCAGGGACAGAUGGUGGCUCCCGUUGUGGCCAACCUGGGGCCCUUGGAGGACUGGACAUUAACCCCCAACCCCGAUGAGGUGGAGGAGGUCUUCACCCUGCCCCUGGCUCACCUGCUGCGGGAGGAGAACCAGGGCUACACCCAUUUCCGCACCGCCGGCCGCUAUGGCUACACCCUGCCUGUCUUCCUCAACGGCCCCCACAAGGUCUGGGGGCUGACAGCCAUCAUCACCGAGCUGACGCUGGAGCUGCUGCUGCCCAGUGGCUACCGCAGGAAGACCUACGUGCCGGCACGAAGCCCCUCGACGUGACGCCAGAGGGAACGAGGUGGCCCUCAGGUGCCGGGGGGGCAUUUUUAGGGGUGGCCUUGACAUGCACACCGGGAUGGGGUGGGAGGAGGGUGCCGUGAGGAAACCAGCCCUUCCACCCAUGGGUGCUGCUGCCUGCCAGGCUCCACCUGCCUGCAGCUGGCGUCACACACUGUGAUUUAGUAAAAAGCCAUGUUUGGAACCA
Falco peregrinus (peregrine falcon) is the source of this 875-nucleotide messenger RNA. RefSeq names its product nudix hydrolase 8 (gene NUDT8). Gene Ontology annotation, molecular function: coenzyme A diphosphatase activity. The record is from RefSeq and is a predicted model, not a curated record. Lineage: Eukaryota; Metazoa; Chordata; Aves; Falconiformes; Falconidae. The transcript is spliced from 4 exons. Bases 23 to 673 code for a protein of 216 amino acids.